This is a messenger RNA of Dinoponera quadriceps, 3620 nucleotides long. RefSeq names its product aryl hydrocarbon receptor nuclear translocator-like protein 1 (gene cyc). Gene Ontology annotation, cellular component: aryl hydrocarbon receptor complex; nucleus; transcription regulator complex. Lineage: Eukaryota; Metazoa; Arthropoda; Insecta; Hymenoptera; Formicidae. Gene Ontology annotation, molecular function: RNA polymerase II cis-regulatory region sequence-specific DNA binding; protein dimerization activity; DNA-binding transcription factor activity, RNA polymerase II-specific. The transcript has 14 exons. The record is from RefSeq and is a predicted model, not a curated record. Gene Ontology annotation, biological process: regulation of transcription by RNA polymerase II. Bases 191 to 3046 code for a protein of 951 amino acids.
AACACAGCUCCGUCGUGUCGCGCCGCGUUCUCUUGCAAUUUCGAGAGAGAGGUGCACACCAGGAAAGUGCCACGCGGAGAGAAAUAGGCGAGCGAUUUUGCGCCCCGGCCGAUAAUGUCACGACUCGCGAGGAGGGGUCGCCGUCUACAUUUGAUCGCUAAGAUGAGAGGAGCUCCCGCACGUCGCAAGCAUGUUCCCGCGACUCGCCUCCCCCGGCGGACUUCUUCCUCCGGGAGCCCCAUCUUCUUCAGAGCCCACAACCACUCUUGCCAGUCGUUCUCCAGACGAGGGUGGUUUGCUACCGGACAGCAGCGGCGGCGCCGUCGAGAAUGAGGCGGUGGUCGCGGACGAUGGCGCCUGCGUGAACGAUCGGAUCCUCCAUUAUUAUUACCACCAUCAUCAGCAUCAUCAUCAUCCUCAGCAUCGUUAUCGUCAUCGCGAGCUGCAACAGCAGCCGGAACCCGAGCCGGAGCUGGACGAUCUCUUGCGCUUCCGCGGACCAACAGGAGGACAGGAAAUGGUCGUGCAGGAAAUGGCACAGGGCUACACGCAGCUCCUUCAUACCGCCCAAAAGCCGGAGUUCAUCUCGUUGGACGAGCUGCAGCCGCGCGUCCAUCAGGAGCACCACCGUGUGCACGAAACCUGCGCGCAGAUCGCCUCGUCCGCCUCCCAGCUCUACCAACAACAUCGCGACGGCCAUCAGCAACAACGAAAUUACUAUAAUCUCUCGACCGUGCAAAAAAUUUCCUGCCCCACGGUUUAUUUUGGCGAAAUAGACACGGGUUCCGGAGUGGGAGAGUUAACCGCAGCCUCGGCGGGGGGUGGCGAAGGUCUCGCCCCGACUCCAACCCCCGCCAGCAGCAACACCACCGCCACCACCCCCAGCAGCCCGAGUGCGACCACUACAACUACCAGCACCACCACCACCACCACCACCACUACCACCACCACCGCCAGCAGCAGCACCGCUGUCGCCACCGCCGCCACUACCAUCGCCACCAUCUCCAACAGCACCUCCACCAUCCCUCAGGUUGCAACGGGGGCUGAACCGCCCCAGCACAUGGAGACACCCCCGACGAUGAUUCCCGACCAGGCACCCGCCUCCGGCCAUCAUUAUCACCACCAUCACCACCAUCAUCAUCACCAUCGACAUCAUUGUAACACAUCCACCACGAGUAGCCACGGACCAACGAACGAUAUCUCGGUCGAGUUCGCACCGGCGUCCAGGAAGCGGAAGCUUUCCUGCCACGUUGGAAACGAUCUCUUGGACGAUUUAGGGGACGACACCAAAUCCGUUCGCACAAAUGACGACAGUAAGAAGCAGAAUCAUAGCGAGAUUGAGAAGCGCAGGAGGGACAAGAUGAACACGUACAUCACCGAGCUGUCGGCAAUGGUGCCAAUGUGCCACGCGAUGUCGCGGAAGUUGGAUAAGCUGACUGUAUUGCGGAUGGCGGUACAACAUCUCAAGACCAUCUUCGGUGCCGUCACCUCAUACACGGAAGGUCACUACAAGCCCGCGUUUCUCAGCGACCAGGAGCUCAAGACGCUCAUACUUCAACUUGUCUUAUUUCAGGCCGCGGAGGGCUUCGUCUUCGUGGUAGGCUGCGAUCGUGGAAGAAUUCUCUACGUGUCCGAGUCCGUCUCGCAGACUCUCAAUUAUUCUCAGGGUGAUCUACUGGGUCAAAGCUGGUUCGACAUCUUGCAUCCCAAGGAUGUCGCCAAAGUGAAGGAGCAGCUUUCGUCCUCGGACCUCAGCCCGCGGGAGCGACUGAUCGACGCGAAGACGAUGUUACCGGUGAAAACUGACGUGCCCCAAGGCGUAUCACGACUCUGCCCUGGCGCACGAAGGUCCUUCUUCUGUCGGAUGAAGCGUAAGGUUGAGGGGGUCCGUUGCGGUGAGAUGCAGGUGAAAGAGGAAGCCGACACUACUACUACUGGCUGCCACAGACGAAAGAAACAGCAAAACGUAGAUUGGAAGUACUGCGUGAUUCAAUGCACGGGCUAUUUGAAGUCCUGGGCGCCCGCGAAGAUCGGCCUCGAGGAGCAAGAGGGCGAGGCCGACGGUGAGGCUUGCAAUCUGUCUUGCCUGGUCGCGGUCGGCCGGGUCCAAACGGCGAUAUCGACGGCCGCGUUGUCGUCGAGGAAGCCUUACUUGAGACCCAUACAGUUCGUGUCGCGACACGCGAUGGACGGCAAAUUUCUCUUCGUGGACCAAAGAGCUACUCCAGUAUUGGGCUUUCUACCUCAGGAAUUAUUGGGCACCAGUAUGUACGAAUAUUAUCAUCACGACGAUAUUCCUCAUCUGGCGGAGUCUCACAAAGCCGCCUUGCAGACCAUCGAGCGCGUUACCACGCAGAUCUAUAGGUUUCGGAGCAAGAGCGGGAAUUUCGUGAGACUGCAGUCCGAGUGGAAGUCCUUCAGAAAUCCGUGGACCAAAGACAUCGAGUACCUAAUCGCCAAGAAUUCCGCUAUCUUCUGGGACACGCGUCCGGGUGGAAAUAAUGGAUCGGAGGACUCGAGCGUGCAGGGCAAUUACGAUUACUUCACGCAGAGUAACGGUGGACUAGAAAGACUGAUCUCGAGCCACGUGGAGGUAAGUAAGAUCGGCCGGCAAAUAGCGGAAGAAGUACUAGACCUUCAAAGACGCGGCGAGGACUCUUCCGCGGGUAGUAGUCCGGGUCCAACGGCGGAGGCUGGUUUAUUAAAUACCGAGAUGCAAACCACGACGACGGUGUCGCCAGAGAGAACCCCAGCCGACGUGUCCCAGCCGGGCAUCGGCAGCGACAACAGCGGCAAUCCGACGUCGACGUUCAACCACGUAGCGAACAACGUGCAGCUCAACAGCAUCGCGAACGACCAAGGAGCGUCACCAGACGAGGAAAUGAUGGACAUGAUCGGCAGUACCACGAUUAACGAAUCGCCGAAUCCGAUCCCGUCCGACGGCAACGACGAGGCAGCGAUGGCUGUCAUCAUGAGCCUCUUGGAAGCCGACGCGGGCUUGGGCGGUCCCGUGGACUUUUCCGGAUUGCCUUGGCCGUUGCCAUAAUGCAUGUUCAUUUUAGUCCGCGAUCGAAGGUGCGAACGUGGAACUUCGCUGAGGAAAGAGCCCCGAAAACGAGCGUUGCGAGCCUAAUCUGGUGCUAAAAUGGUGCUUUAAGGAAUAAAAACUCUGUAAGUUAAGUGAAUCGUAGCUUCCGAAUGAAACUGGUCGACGUACGACUCGACUAGCGAUCGUUCCUUUAGCGGAAGACGAUCGGCAGUGGAGAUAUCGUCCGUUUCUCUUUCCUCUUUUAUCGUGAAUUUGUAAAACUAUACAUAUACAUGUAUAUAUAUAUAUAUAUAUAGGCCCAAAGGCAAAAAUCCACCUUUUUACCGUUAUAUCUCAACCCUCAAGACGGUCAUAAUCAGGUUUGAGGUGUAUUCUUAGGUUUUGAAGGUCGCUGAUAACGAUAACUGAACGUCAGAUUUUUGGGAAAAGGUGGAUUUUUGCCUUUGGGCCUUAUGUUGGGCCUGUUCCAGAUCGAUUACCAUCAUGAGACAUGACUUAAUCGAAAGCAAAUUUAAAAAGGAAUAAAAUAAAAAAAACAAAAAAAAAAUCGAAGGUGGCGUACUUUGCGAAA